Artibeus jamaicensis (Jamaican fruit-eating bat) is the source of this 2684-nucleotide messenger RNA. It is a transcript of the gene FBXL14, whose product is annotated as F-box and leucine rich repeat protein 14. NCBI's taxonomy places the organism in Eukaryota, Metazoa, Chordata, Mammalia, Chiroptera, Phyllostomidae. Gene Ontology annotation, molecular function: protein binding. The transcript has 2 exons. Gene Ontology annotation, cellular component: SCF ubiquitin ligase complex. Gene Ontology annotation, biological process: SCF-dependent proteasomal ubiquitin-dependent protein catabolic process. Bases 163 to 1101 code for a protein of 312 amino acids. The record is from RefSeq and is a predicted model, not a curated record.
UGGAGACCCACAUCUCAUGCUUGUUCCCUGAGCUACUGGCUAUGAUCUUCGGCUACCUGGACGUCCGGGACAAGGGGCACGCGGCGCAGCCUGCAGGCCCGGGGCAUCCGCCGGGUGCAGAUCCUGAGCCUCCGCCGCAGCCUCAGCUACGUGAUCCAGGGUAUGGCCAACAUCGAGAGCCUCAACCUGAGCGGCUGCUACAACCUCACUGACAACGGACUGGGCCACGCGUUUGUGCAGGAGAUAAGCUCCCUGCGGGCUCUCAACCUCAGCCUCUGCAAGCAGAUCACCGACAGCAGCCUGGGCCGCAUAGCCCAGUACCUCAAGGGCCUGGAGGUGCUGGAGCUGGGGGGCUGCAGCAACAUCACCAACACCGGCCUCCUGCUCAUCGCCUGGGGCCUGCAGCGCCUCAAGAGCCUUAAUCUUCGCAGUUGCCGCCACCUCUCAGAUGUGGGCAUCGGACACCUGGCCGGCAUGACACGCAGCGCGGCGGAGGGCUGCCUGGGUCUGGAGCAGCUCACGCUGCAGGACUGCCAGAAGCUCACCGAUCUUUCUCUAAAGCACAUCUCUCGGGGGCUGACGGGCCUGAGGCUCCUCAACCUCAGCUUCUGCGGAGGCAUCUCCGACGCUGGCCUCUUGCACCUGUCGCACAUGGGCAGCCUCCGCAGCCUUAACCUGCGUUCCUGCGACAACAUUAGUGACACGGGCAUCAUGCAUCUGGCUAUGGGCAGCCUGCGCCUCUCAGGGCUGGAUGUGUCGUUCUGUGACAAGGUAGGGGACCAGAGUCUGGCUUACAUAGCGCAGGGGCUAGACGGUCUCAAGUCUCUCUCCCUCUGCUCCUGCCACAUCAGCGAUGAUGGCAUCAACCGCAUGGUGCGGCAAAUGCAUGGGCUGCGCACGCUCAACAUUGGGCAGUGUGUGCGCAUCACCGACAAGGGCCUGGAGCUGAUUGCUGAACACCUGAGCCAGCUCACUGGCAUAGACCUGUAUGGCUGUACCCGAAUCACCAAGCGCGGCCUGGAGCGCAUCACACAGCUGCCCUGCCUCAAGGUACUCAAUCUGGGACUCUGGCAGAUGACGGACAGUGAGAAGGUCAGGUGAGGGAGGCAGCACCAACUCCCCUUGCCUUGCCCAUCCUCCUGUCACCACCAUCCUCCUGUCACCACCAUCCUCCUGUCACCACCAUCCUCCCUCCCCUCUCACUCCACAUGCACACCUAUAGGUAGAUCAUUGCAGUGGAUGAGAUGGGACAGUGAUAUGGAGCCUCAGGCUCAUUUUUCUCCUCCCUCCUCCAGCACCCCUGCCCACUAAAUGUCCAUGCAUUGAUGGCUUCUGGGGUUCUCUGCUACCCAUGACAUACUCUCAUCUUUUUUCCCUGAGGAUGGGGAGAGGGACUCGCCUACUUACUCAUCCACUUCUCUCUAUUCUGGAAUGGAGGGGCUGAUUAAGCUACUGUAUCCUCACUGCAUUGCAUUUGAAAGUGGGGGUGGGGAGUAACUAGUCCUUUCAGCCCUGGGGAGUUGAGGAAAAUGUCUGCCUUCACUUAAGCUUUCAUUUGAAUACUGUGAUCUGGUUUUUAUUUUGAAAUGUAUGAAAGCAAACCCAACUACAACGGCCUUUUCACCCUUCUUCCACUUUGUAACUAAUCCCAGUUUCUUCUCAUCACUUCUCUUUUUACAGUACUCUGUUACUCAUGCUCAUUUCAUUUUUGUUUUUCUUUUUUUUGAAGAAAUUUGAAUCAUGGUCUUUUUUCUCUGCUGAAUAUAUUCUAUAUAUUAUAUAUAUGUAUAAAUCUUAUGUUUAUAUAUAUAUAUAUGUAUAUAUAUGUCUGGCUACCUCGUUUUAGUUUACUUUUUUCUCUGAAGCCCUGCAAUUCUACAAGAGAGCUAUUUUGAGACAAACAUUUUUGUGCCUAGACUGGAAAGAUGCCCAUUGGGUUUGUACAUCUUUUUUAUUUUGGCUUUUUCCCCAACCCCGUCCAUGGAGUAUGUCCCACAUCCACAUUUUGGCUGUAGUUAUUUUUCUCCUUGUCCAUUGGGAUUUUAAGGGCCCAACCAUGUUCCUAAAUGUUGACUUAAUUUAUAGCACAAAUGUGUGUGGGAGAAAUGAGAGUUGAAGUGUCUUGUUUGUUUGAGAUGCAGAUUGUCUUGAAAAUUAUUAUUAUAUAUGCAAAUCUGCCCUACCCACACCUUCUUCCAACUUUCCCCACCAAAAAAGGUCCAACAGUGAGGCUUCCUGGUGGAAGGAGAGGAGCAGAGUUGGCCUCCAGAGCCCUUGAGGCUGUAAUGUGAAGGGGAGAAGACGGAAAUUCAUGUCUUAUCUCUGUUCUGUUAAUAAAAUGGGAAUUUGUGGGUUUUAAAAAAUUGUUUAUAAAUGGAGGAGUAGAUGACUUUAUUUUGGUGGGGGCUGGGACUUGUGUCUUUAAAAAAAUCACUUUUCAGUAGGAUGUAUAUUUUUGUUGGAUUUUUUGUUUGUUAAUUAUUAUUAUUUUUUUAGAAUCCUCCACAGCAACAUUCGAGACCAUGGAGUUAAAGAAACCCAGAGACCUUUAUCAAUUAAUUGUACUGUUUGUGAAUUUGUAUAAAUAUUAACAAAGAUCCUCUUAAAACAUUUAUAUUCUUACAGUAAAAGGUUAAACUGAUAUUUAUAUAAUAAAAGAGGAAAUAUGAAGUAUGUUUUUGAAA